Oryctolagus cuniculus (rabbit) is the source of this 4204-nucleotide messenger RNA. RefSeq names its product C2CD2 like (gene C2CD2L). Lineage: Eukaryota; Metazoa; Chordata; Mammalia; Lagomorpha; Leporidae. Gene Ontology annotation, cellular component: cytoplasmic side of apical plasma membrane. Gene Ontology annotation, molecular function: phosphatidylinositol binding; phosphatidylinositol transfer activity. The record is from RefSeq and is a predicted model, not a curated record. Gene Ontology annotation, biological process: positive regulation of insulin secretion involved in cellular response to glucose stimulus.
GUAGGCUCUCAGGGAACCAGGAUUCCUCUGGAUCCUGCUUUCCGGUCCCAGGCCUACAGGGAUUGAAUUUCCUCCCUGAUCCCGAGGCCGGGAGUCGGGUGGUAACCCACAAUGCGAUUUCUGGGGCGCUUGUUGGGGUCUCACAUCUGGAUGGCAGGGUCUUCUGGCCAAAUCUAUUGGCAGUUCAGUGCGGCACCGCCAGCUCUGCUCUCUUCUCUUCCCCACCCUCUCUACACGUGCUCCAUAGGCAGGAGCUGUUACUAUGGAAAUAUAGCACUUCUAAAAACAGACACAGCUCUGGGCUUGGGAAACGUCUCCGGAACAACCGCAUCCGAGCAAAGAAGUUAAGGGGGACGUCCCUGGGUCCCAGCUCCAAGACGAAGGGGAGUGGGGGCGGCGAGGGUGCUGGAGGGAAUUCAGUAUUCUACGCUCGGUUCUCUGCCAGGUUCGGGUUCUGCUCUCUCUCUGUGCACCUCUACCAGACACUUCCGUUCCGGAGGGAUGCCCUGUGCCGCCCCGCCCCGCCCCAGGACUGGGGGACUUAAAAGGGACCGAGCCUGGAGGUGUUAGAAGAGGCGUCGAUUUCCACGGGGGUCACCUCCUUGUCAACCUCACAGGCGUUUCACUUAGAGACCUAAGGGGGCGUCGGGUGAGUGAGGUCAUUCCCGCCGCCGUGAACUCGGGCGAGGGGGCGCAUCCCCCCAGUCCCGGGAUGGGGCGGAACGGUCAAAGACCCCGCCCGGUUUCAACCCCGGAACGUCGCCCGCUCGCGCGGCGCCUCCCGCCCCGCCCGGUGCGGGCGCGGCCCCUUUAAGGGCGGGUGGGGGCGGGGCGCCGGCGGUGUUGUCAGUGUCAGCUCUGCGCACGCAGCCCUCCCGGAGCCGGUGCCGGCCCGCGCGCCCCAGCGUCUCUGCAGCCCAGUCCCCGCCCGGCUCCGGCGGGCCCGCGCCGUGGGAGGAGCCGGGAGCCGGCCGGAGGCUCGCCGGGCUGCGACUGCUGGACGGAGCAGGGAGGGACCCCGGCCACGGAGGCAGAGACCCGGCGUCGCGAGCCCCGAGGACACCCCCUCCUCGAUCUGUGGCACCCGCCGGUCCCGGGCACUCGGCUCGCGAGAGCCCCGGGGGAGCCCGCCCCCGCCCCGCGGCCCUGCUGGGCCAUGCUCCCCCGGGGCAGCGGCCGAGCCUGAGCCGGGAGCCGGACCGAGCCCGUGCCGAGCAUGGAUCGCAGCUGGGGGCAGGGGGACGUGGGCUGGGCGGCCCUGCUGGUCCUCUUCGCCGCCUCGCUGCUCACCGUGUUCGGCUGGCUGCUGCAGUACGCUCGCGGCUUGUGGCUGGCGCGGGCCCGCGGGGGCCGGGGCGCGGGCCCCGCCUCAGCUGCGGAGCCAGCGGGCCCCCUGCGGGAGCUGGGCGUGUGGCGCUCGCUGCUGCGGCUGCGGGCGACUCGGACCGGCGCCGCCGAGGAGCCAGGCGUUCGGGGCCUCCUGGCGUCGCUCUUCGCCUUCAAGUCUUUCCGGGAGAACUGGCAGCGGGCGUGGGUGCGAGCGCUGAACCAGCAGGCCUGCAGGGACGGGAGCUCCAUCCAAAUUGCCUUUGAGGAAGUACCCCAACUCCCACCCAGAGCCAGCAUCAGUCAUGUGACCUGCAUAGACCAAUCAGAGCACACCAUGGUGCUGCAUUGCCAGCUCUCUGCCGAGGAGAUGCGGUUCCCAGUCUCUGUGACCCAGCAGUCCCCCGCUGCCGUCUCCAUGGAGACCUACCACGUCACUCUGACACUGCCACCAACACAGUUGGAAGUCAACCUGGAGGAGAUCCCUGGGGAAGGGCUGCUGGUGUCCUGGGCCUUCACUGACCGCCCAGAUCUCAGCCUCACGGUGCUUCCUAAGCUGCAGGCCAGAGAGAGAGGUGAGGAGGAAGUUGAGCUCUCCACAAUCGAGGAGCUGAUCAAGGACGCCAUAGUCAGCACCCAGCCAGCCAUGAUGGUCAACCUCAGGGCUUGCUCUGCCCCAGGAGGCCUGGUACCCAGUGAGAAGCCACCUACGAUGCCCCAGACCCAGCCAGUCAUUCCCAGACCUACGCGGUUAUUCCUACGGCAGCUUCGAGCUUCCCACCUGGGAAGUGAGCUGGGAGGCACCGAGGAACUGUGCUGUGUGGCUGAGCUCGACACUCCCAUGCAACAGAAGUGGACCAAGCCUGUGAGGGCUGGUCCGGAGGUGGAGUGGACAGAGGACCUGGCACUGGACCUGGGACCACAGAGCCGGGAGCUGACCCUCCGAGUGCUGAGGAGCGGCAGCCAUGGAGACACUGAGCUCCUGGGCCAGGCCACACUGCCUGUGGGCUCCCCGUCCAGACCACUGUCUCGGAGACAGGUGUGCCCACUCAUGCCAGGGCCAGGGAAAGCCCUGGGCCCAGCAGCCACCAUAGCAGCAGAGCUUCAGUAUGAGGAGGGCUCCCCCCGGAACCUGGGCACGCCCACCCCCUCCACUCCCCGUCCCAGCAUCACACCCACCAAGAAGAUAGAGCUGGACCGCACCAUCAUGCCUGACGGCACCAUCGUUACCACAGUCACCACCGUCCAGUCGCGGCCCCGCGGCGAUGGCAAAUUAGACUCCCCCUCCCGCUCCCCGUCCAAGGUGGAGGUGACCGAGAAGACGACGACCGUGCUGAGUGAGACCAGCGGCCCCAGCAAUACGUCUCACAGCAGCAGCCCAGGGGAGAGCCACCUUUCCAAUGGCUUGGACCCGGUAGCAGAGACAGCGAUUCGUCAGCUGACUGAGCCCAGUGGGCGGGCAGCCAAGAAGACACCCACCAAGCGCAGCACUCUCAUCAUCUCUGGUGUUUCCAAGGUGCCCAUUGCUCAGGACGAGUUGGCACUCUCCCUGGGCUAUGCGGCAUCCCUGGAAGCCUCCGUGCAGGAUGAUGCAGGGACCAGUGGCGGCCCCUCCUCGCCCCCCUCCGACCCACCAGCCAUGUCCCCAGGACCCCUCGAUGCCCUCUCCAGUCCCACAAGUGUCCAGGAAGCUGAUGAGACAACCCGCUCGGACAUUUCUGAGAGGCCGUCCGUGGAUGAUGUGGAGUCGGAAACAGGGUCCACUGGUGCCCUGGAGACGCGCAGCCUCAAGGAUCACAAAGUGAGUUUCCUGCGCAGUGGCACAAAGCUCAUCUUCCGCCGGAGACCCCGACAGAAGGAAGCUGGUCUGAGCCAAUCACACGAUGACCUCUCCAACACGACGGCCACGCCCAGUGUCCGGAAGAAGGCCGGCAGCUUUUCUCGCCGCCUUAUCAAGCGUUUUUCCUUCAAAUCCAAACCCAAAGCCAAUGGCAACCCCAGCCCCCAGCUCUGAGGGCCCUCCUCACCUCCUGCGCUAGGAGAGGGCGAGAGUUCUCUCAGCCCAUUUCCCACAUCCCCUUCCAUACCCCUUCCUGGAUUCCCAGUGCCAGGGGCCAGGAAGGCCCUCUGGGUUCCAGGAAGCCUUGUCCACCCUGGGCCGUGGGGCCAGCUGGAAGGGUCCCUGCAGCGGGAAGCACUUGAGAAGUGGGCAUCCCCUGCCAAGGACACAGAAGUGGGAGCUGGCAGCGGGGGGCAGCGGCAGACUCUGUCCUGGCACGUGCAGCAUCACUCAGUUGUGCUGGCCUCCUGCUGACUCUGGGCCCUAAGCAGAGUCCCAGGCCGCCCCCUCCUCCUCCCUUAUUUAUUCUUUUUUAUUUAUAUGUGUGGUCGAGGACCCUCAGUGAACAGGUGACAGAGGGCAUCUCCCAGGUGGCCCUUCUUUUCUGUCCCAAGAGGAUAGGCAAGUCCCUUCAGGAUGGGGCUCCCAUGCCUCCCUCAGGUCCCCACUCAGACCAGCACCAGUGUCUGCCUCUGAGGGCGUUGGCAGCUCACAGGAAGCCGGGCCGGUGCCCGGGAUGGGGGGCAGGUACUCCCCACCACCCUGCUCCCCUCUGCUCCUCGCCCCUCCCUCCCCUUUCUUACCGUUUUUGUACUUGAUGCCUUCUCCAUGAGCAAUGGCUCGGUUGGAAGGAGGGAGCCAGGAGCCUGGUGGGAAACCUUCCCCAGAGAGAUGGCCUGAGGGCUUUAUGUAAAGACUGAUGAUGGAGCGAGAGCAAGGUGCACCUCUGUGUGUCGGGAGACGAUGAAGUCCAUUGCUGUGUGAUGGGUUGGAGUUUAACUUAUUAAAUUAAAGUCAAAUUGGAGUUUAUAAACUGGA